Molecule: messenger RNA, 1761 nt
Organism: Colletotrichum orchidophilum
Lineage: Eukaryota; Fungi; Ascomycota; Sordariomycetes; Glomerellales; Glomerellaceae
Product: kelch domain-containing protein
Exons: 1
Coding region: 1-1761 (586 amino acids)
Molecular function (GO): protein binding
Source: RefSeq, a predicted model, not a curated record
AUGGAGUCUUUCGGAGCUCUCAAACGGCGGACGACCGAGAUCCUCCAAUCUCUCCCGCAGAAUCUACCCAAUAUGCCCAAUAUGCCUAAUGUGAAGAGGCCGUCUCUUUCCAGCGGCGCUGGCCCCAAGCCCAUGAAGGGCACGUGGGAACGAAUCGAUGUCCCACCCCUCGCUCGCUCCUCCCAUACCGUCAACGUUGUCAACGGCUCCGCCUACGUCUUUGGCGGCGAGGUGAAGCCCCGCGAACCCGUCGACAACGACGUCCACGUCAUUAGGCUUCCCUACAACAGCGCCGGUGCCGACUACUACAAGAUCAAGUCCGCCCCCGCGAAGCAGUACUCCCCGCCCGCCGACGCCGAGCCCGCCGCGGAAAAGACGGAGGAGAAGAUCGACGAGCAGCCCGAACCAGCCGGCGACAUCGAGGACAAGGCCGCCUUGAAGGAACAGCUCCUCGACGAAGUAUCUCUCGCCUCACCAGGCGUCACGGGAGAAGAAGGAGAAGAUUACGCGCCCCUCGGAGGAGCCGGCGAGCAAAGCACAAGCGCAGCCACCGCCGUGGGCAAAGGCAAAGGCAAAGGCCCAGCCCUCCCUGAGCCCCUCGCCGCCCUCGGCGACGUCCCGAGUCCCCGCGUCGGCCACGCCACCGCAGUCAUCGGCAGCCGCAUCUUCCUCUACGGCGGCCGCGGCGGCCCGGACAUGACGCCCGUCGAGGAGGCCGGCCGCGUCUGGGUCUUUGACACCCGAACCAACUCCUGGUCCUUCCUCGACCCCGUACCCCCCGCCCCCGGCGUCACCAACCUGCCGAUGCCCUCCCCGCGCAGCUACCACUCCGCCGCCGCGACCGACCGCCCGCGCGACUUCGCCCCCAAACACACCCGCGGCAAGCAGACCUGGAGAGCCUGGGCCCAGGGAGAUAGCGCCGACGUCGGCAUCCCCCAGGCGCCCAUCGUCGGCCACGCCGCGGCCAACGCGACGGACGAGGAGGACGACGGGUACGGCACCUUCUUCGUCCACGCCGGCUGCCUCACCAGCGGGGAGCGCACCAACGACCUCUGGGCCUUUGACGUGCGAAGCAGAGUGUGGAGCCAGCUCCCGUCCGCACCCGGCCCCGCGCGCGGCGGCGCCGCCAUCACCGUCAGCAAGAGCCGGCUGUUCCGUUUCGGCGGGUAUGACGGCAAGGGCGAAAUCGGCGGACAGCUCGACUUCAUUCAUCUCGAGAUGGACACCUUUGACGACGGCGUCUCCAAGGGCGAAAUCGCCGUUCACGGCCGCGGCGGCUGGCAGAGCAUCGCCCAGGGUGCAAGCAGCGCCGGCGAGCAAGAGAUCCACCUCGUUCCCGGCCAGACGUGGCCCGGCCACCGCAGCGUAGCGGGUCUAGAGGCCGUCACCGUCGGCGCCGGCCGCGAGUACCUGCUCCUCAUCAUGGGCGAGCGCGACCCCAGCCCGGACGGCCACUCGGGCGCCGGUGCAAUGUGGGACGACGUGUGGGCGUUCCAGGUCCCGCCGCUGGGGAUGACGGCCGCCAGCGUGCGCGAUGCCAUGUUGCAGGCCCUCGGCCGUCCCACGGGCGAAGGCAAGUGGACGAGACUGUCGAUGGAGCCGUAUGACGACGAUAACGAUGAUGGCGAGCCCGCGCCGCGCGGUUGGUUCGCGGCGGCGGCUAUGGGAGACGUGGAAGAGGCCGGUGUCGUUGUCUUGGGGGGAUUGAGCUCCGAAAACAAGAGACUGCCAGAUGGCUGGAUCCUGAGGAUCCCCGAGUGA